This is a messenger RNA of Aspergillus wentii DTO 134E9, 1152 nucleotides long. RefSeq names its product 60S ribosomal protein eL8. Lineage: Eukaryota; Fungi; Ascomycota; Eurotiomycetes; Eurotiales; Aspergillaceae. The transcript is spliced from 3 exons. Gene Ontology annotation, cellular component: ribonucleoprotein complex. Gene Ontology annotation, biological process: ribosome biogenesis. The coding region runs from base 362 to 1120 and encodes 252 amino acids. The record is from RefSeq and is a predicted model, not a curated record.
UUCUUUCUAUCGUCAAUCCCGUCACCCAUCAACAGCGGACCUCAGUCGACAACAAUGGUGGUAAGCAUUUAACAUCCAGUUCAUAUUGCCUCUUUUUAGAAGAGUCUUCGAUUUCCUCUGCGACAUGCCGUGAGACAAUUCGUCCGCUUCAUUCGCAAGUUUCGAAGCAUAUUCCACUGCACGCACAAAUCCUUCUGGGAUGCGUGCGACAGUGAUGAUUUGGCUGGAGCUACAGUUGUAGUCGAAAGACUCGACUGUACGCUCUUUUAGAGUUUCCAAGAAGAUGCAGCACAUGGUGGACGUAAUGCUGAUCUUCUUGUCUCAAUGACAGCCCCCCAAGUCCGGAAAGAAGACCGCCGCCAUGCCCUACCCCCAGGGCAAGGCUGGUGCUGGUAAGAAGGGUCCCAAGAACCCUCUCAUCGAGAAGCGCUCCCGCAACUUCGGUAUCGGCCAGGACAUCCAGCCCAAGCGUGACCUCUCCCGCUUCGUCAAGUGGCCCGAGUACGUCCGUCUUCAGCGCCAGAAGAAGAUCUUGAACCUCCGUCUCAAGGUCCCCCCUUCCAUCGCCCAGUUCCAGAACACCCUGGACCGCAACACCGCUGCCCAGACCUUCAAGCUCCUCAACAAGUACCGCCCUGAGACCAAGGCCGAGAAGAAGGAGCGUCUCCACGCCGAGGCCACCGCCGUCUCCGAGGGUAAGAAGAAGGAGGACGUCAGCAAGAAGCCCUACCACGUCAAGUACGGUCUCAACCACGUUGUCGGUCUCGUUGAGAACAAGAAGGCUUCUCUUGUCCUCAUCGCCCAUGACGUUGACCCCGUUGAGCUGGUUGUCUUCCUUCCCGCUCUCUGCCGCAAGAUGGGUAUCCCCUACGCCAUUGUGAAGGGCAAGGCUCGUCUCGGUACCGUUGUCCACAAGAAGACCUCCGCUGUUCUCGCUCUCACUGAGGUCCGCUCUGAGGACAAGGCUGAGUUCACCAAGCUCCUCUCUGCCAUCAAGGAGGGUUACACCGACAAGUACGAGGAGACCCGCCGCCACUGGGGUGGUGGUAUCAUGGGCGCCAAGGCCAACGCCCGCCAGGAGAAGAAGCGCAAGGCUGUUGAGGCCUCCAUCAAGGUCUAAGCUAGUCUAGCUUAGAUUCUUAAUGGACGGGG